UCCCGCUGCAUUGUGGGUGAAGAGACUUCAGCGGAGCCGCGCCAUUUUUUUGUGUGUGUUCCGACCUGAAAUCAAAAAGCUGCGUUUGGUGACGGUUAGAUUCCCGAAUUGAAUUCCUCUCCUGUCGGUUUGGAAGACAGUAACGAGUUAUUAGAAUGGGACGGAAGAAGAAGAAGCAGAUGAAGCCCUGGUGCUGGUAUUGCAACAGAGAUUUCGAUGAUGAAAAGAUUCUCAUUCAGCACCAAAAAGCCAAACAUUUCAAAUGUCAUAUAUGUCACAAGAAGCUGUACACAGGACCUGGAUUAGCCAUACACUGCAUGCAGGUGCACAAAGAAACAAUAGAUGCUGUUCCUAAUGCUAUACCGGGAAGAACAGAUAUUGAAUUGGAAAUCUACGGCAUGGAGGGUAUUCCAGACAAAGACAUGCAAGAUCGGAGAAGAGUACUUGAACAAAAGUCACAAGAUAGUCAGAAGAAGAAGCAGAACCAGGAUGAUUCUGAUGAAGAUGAUGAUGAUGAUGAUGAUGAUGAAGCUGGACCUUCGUCGUUUCAGCAGCCUGUUGCUCAGCCUCCGGCUGCCUACAUGCCCCCAAUGACCCAGGCAGGCAUGCAUCCUGGUCCUCUGGGCCAAGGCAUGCCACACACUGGUUAUGCAGGCAUGCCACCUAUGUUGACUGGUGUCCCACCAAUGAUUCCUGGUAUGCCGCCAGUAAUUCCAGGCAUGCCACCUGGUAUGAUGCCAAUGGGAGGGAUGAUGCCCCCAGGUCCAGCAAUGCCUCAUAUGAUGGCCGGCAUGCCACCAGGAAUGCCCCCUCAUGUUGCCCGUCCUGGCAUGCCUCCUAUGGCACCCGCCGCCCCAGUCACAGCUCCUGGAAUGGCCAGUAGACCGGCUGUACCCGCCACACAAACUGCUGCAUCCAAACCUCUCUUCCCCAGCGCUGUGCAGAUGGGGACUGGUGUUGCGAGCCCCAGCGCAGCCCCUGCGAGUGCAGAGACACAGUGUGCCUCCUCUAAGCCUCUGUUCCCUAGCUCUGCCCAAGCGCAGCAGACUGUAUCAGGAGCGCCGUCAGCCCCCUCUGACUCCCCUAAGGUGACAUUCCCAGCCUACACGCAGCCUUCCUCCACUCCCUCUGUUGCUGCCUCCUCCAGCACUGUGGCCAAGCCCCCUGCCACAGUCACAAGUAAGCCAGCCACCCUCACCACCUUGAGUGCUACCAGUAAGUUGAUGCACCCUGAUGAGGAUAUCUCGCUGGAAGAGAGACGGGCUCAGCUGCCUAGGUACCAGAGGCUAAUCCCUCGGCCUGGGCAGACUGCUGCAGCUGGUGGAGCGGUGGGAGGAAUGAUCCCUGCCCAGCAGGUCAUACCUCCUCAGCAGCCUGGAAUGAGGCAUCCCAUACAUGGUCAGUAUGGUGGUCCUCCACAGGGCAUGCCUGGUUAUAUGGGUGGUGGCAUGCCUCCUUAUGGACAGAGUGCCCCCAUGGUGCCCCCAUACCAAGCUGGCCCUCCAGGGCCUCCCAUGGGCAUAAGGCCACCUGUAAUGUCUCCAGGCAGCCGGUACUGAAACGGCCCUGUCGUCCCACUAGGUUUGGAGGUUAAACCUUUUCUCAUCUUGUGCUUUUAAUGUAGCCAAACCAAUGAGCUCUAAACCCACUGCUGAAGAAAAACUGCAUACUGGACAUUUGAGAUAUAUAAUAUCACACACGAGUUUUGGAUUCAGCCCUUAAAUAAAGACAAAGAAGAUAACAGCAGUAUCAAUGUCACAGUUGAUACAUGUAUUGCUUUUCUUCCUAUUGUGUUUCAUUCAGGUUGUACAAGUACAGUAUAUUAGACAAAGGUUCAUAAUAUAUUGAAGCCGCUGGCCUAACAGUAUCUCCAUACUCAAGGCAAGUUCCCAGUAAGAUUUCUGCUUUUAUCUUCGUAGUGAAGCCCUCACAGCACCAUACUGUGCUGUUGGACUUUACGUCCCCAACAUCAGCUUGGUGAGGGCUUCAGAUCACUGUUGUCAUGUUGCUUUUUGUUUUUCUUUUAACUGUUUGCAUCCAUAUAUUCAGGGUUUAAAUAGCACAAGGGUUCAUGUGUCUUUCUGUAUUUUUUUCUUUAUGUAUUGUAAUAAAACAUACUUAAUUUGAUUUUUUUUUUUUUUUUUUUUUUUCUUGAUUGUUUUUGUGUGAGUGUGUUUCCUGAACCGUGGAGUCUUCAGGCAGGUUGGUUUUCUUGAUAAAGCCAUAAUGACGUUACAAAUACACUCGCUCUGUCAGUAACAAGUUCUGGUAUGUUCUUAAAGGUAUUUGGUGUUAACACCAUAAAGUCAUUUAUAGUAAGAAAACAAAAGUAAAGCCCUAAUCACAGCUUAACAUUUUAUCAGAUGUUAAAUGAUCCCUUUUGUUGCUUGAUAACCUAGUUGCAUGAAUGAUCUUUCCAGAUGUUGGAUUUAAGAUUCACGAAACAUUUGUGACAUGCUUGAUUGAUAUUUCUCAGUUACCAGUAUUAAAUUGGUACAAUGGCUUGGAAGCAUUUCCUGGUCUGCAGGUAAGAGCCACUGUGUGAAUUACCUUGUAAAGAAUCAGAUUUUAUUGCAUGUUUUUCUAUUUCAACCAUGGUCUUACUUUUUUUUUUAAUCGUGUAAUGAAUUGACCAGAAACUGUUUUGGCUAAGACAGCAGGAAAAAUAAGCUCAAAUAAAAUAAAGAUAUUUAACCAGUAGAUAAUUUGCCAGACAGUCACACUAUUAACAAGUAACAUCUGUAUUCACAUUAUCUGUCAGACGUCUAGUGCCCUUAAAUCAGGGGUUUGCCAACCCUGCAGUUGAAGAGCUACUGUCUUAGUUUAGUUUCAUCCCCAUGUCAAGACGCCGUGACCAUGAUGGGGUUUCAUCUUUCCUUCCCAGUUCACUGUUAUUUGAAAGGGAAAAAGUUCUAUAUUUAUUGCUAAGACGUCAUGAAAAUUCAGUGCUGAAACGCUGAUCUACAAAGAUUUAUAGCAGAAAGGUUUGCACUGUGAUGUUACAAAUGUGAAAUAAACUUCUGUAUUCUAA
Puntigrus tetrazona (Sumatra barb) is the source of this 3031-nucleotide messenger RNA. It is a transcript of the gene znf207b, whose product is annotated as zinc finger protein 207, b. The record is from RefSeq and is a predicted model, not a curated record. The coding region runs from base 156 to 1559 and encodes 467 amino acids. The transcript has 11 exons. Lineage: Eukaryota; Metazoa; Chordata; Actinopteri; Cypriniformes; Cyprinidae. Gene Ontology annotation, cellular component: nucleus.